GAUGUGCUUGAAACUACCGUAGGGCUGGCUACGAGUAGGGCAGGUGCCACUUGGAGGAAAGGGCGUCCGGCGCUCCCCGUUGAUGCAAGUGGACAUUGCGGGUGUUCUAAGUGGUGUUGGAAAACUGAGAAUCCCCCUUAUCUUCAGGAUUCAGACUGUUAG
This is a messenger RNA of Fusarium oxysporum Fo47, 162 nucleotides long. RefSeq lists its product as uncharacterized. The annotation marks the transcript as partial. The transcript has a single exon. The record is from RefSeq and is a predicted model, not a curated record. Lineage: Eukaryota; Fungi; Ascomycota; Sordariomycetes; Hypocreales; Nectriaceae.